UUCAAUAUGCUUUGCGCAGUGGAGACUAUAUAAAUCUUAUUGAUUCCAAAUUAUUGCAAAUGAACUACAACGAAAAGGAAAUGAAAGCAAUGAUUUCUUGUGCUGCGGCUUGCAUAUAUAAACCUUCAAACUCUCGUCCAAAAAUGAAUCAGAUAGUUCGAGCACUUGAAGGAUAUAUGUGUAUAGAGGAAAUAUGGAACGAGAAGAAUGACAACAUAUUCCUGAAAGAUAAUCCUAAGUCUAAUGGAUCUCAUAAUGUUGAGCCCAAUGGAUCUCAUAAAUCGAAACCUCUUAUCAGCUCAGAAGCUAGUGGAUCUCAUAAUAUUGAGUUCAAUGGAUCUCAGAAACUGAAGUCUCUGGUCAGUUCAGAAGCUAAUAAUGGCAUUGAACAGAAGGAAUUUACUCAUCGAGAACCCUUGGUGGCAAUUAAUGGAUCCUCUAAUGCCACUAAUUUCACUGAGAGGUUUCAAGAUUAUCGGCAGAGGAAAAUUAAUUUUCAAGAAGAUAAUCAGCCGAGAAGAUUUACUUAUCAAGAACUAACAAUGGCAACUGGAGGUUUCUCGGAGGACAACCGUCUUGACGAGGGUCCUUGGGGUCAAGUCUAUAAGGGAGACCUAAAUGGUGAAAAGGUGAAAGUUAAGAAAUUUAAUAAUCCUAAGAAGCAAGAAGAAGAAUACACGAAGAUGAAAGCUGUUGCCAGUGGUUUCCGUCACAGAAGUCUUGUUAACCUUAUUGGAUACUGCGAAGAAGGAGCCAAUAGACUGCUUGUUUAUGAGUUUGUUCCACUGGGCAAAUCCUUGAGAAAUUAUUUUGAUGGUAUGCCCCUAACGAACUUGUACUAUGGCUUUGCGGGAAACUAUGCUUGUGGUGUCAUAUCCAAAGACCAUGUCUAUCCCAAAAUCUGAAGACAAUAGCCCAUAUUACUAAUCCAAAAACAAUCUGUAAGCUAUUAGGUUUCUAGCUGUAGGUCUAUAUUAUUAAUCCAAAAUCUGAAGACAAAGCCCAUAUUCUAUUCCUUUUGGGCCUUUGGAAUAUUUACUUGGACAUUUCAGUUUGCGAUUUGUCGUCCUAA
Messenger RNA from Hevea brasiliensis (rubber tree), 1072 nucleotides. Its product is annotated as proline-rich receptor-like protein kinase PERK4. Gene Ontology annotation, biological process: protein phosphorylation. The coding region runs from base 60 to 905 and encodes 281 amino acids. Gene Ontology annotation, molecular function: protein kinase activity; ATP binding. Lineage: Eukaryota; Viridiplantae; Streptophyta; Magnoliopsida; Malpighiales; Euphorbiaceae. The record is from RefSeq and is a predicted model, not a curated record. The transcript has 3 exons.